This is a messenger RNA of Neurospora hispaniola, 2765 nucleotides long. RefSeq names its product Palmitoyltransferase AKR1. Gene Ontology annotation, molecular function: palmitoyltransferase activity; protein binding. Gene Ontology annotation, cellular component: Golgi membrane. NCBI's taxonomy places the organism in Eukaryota, Fungi, Ascomycota, Sordariomycetes, Sordariales, Sordariaceae. The transcript has 4 exons. Gene Ontology annotation, biological process: protein palmitoylation. The coding region runs from base 262 to 2451 and encodes 729 amino acids. The record is from RefSeq and is a predicted model, not a curated record.
CUGCGAGCUUCAAAAUAUUCUAUUUCCGUCUUUUUUCCUUGUCGCGACUCGUUGCUCCUCGUCUCCAGUUGCUGCGCCCCGGUGGUGGUCUCCCCCUCCACGCCGACUCGUACCGUCGCCAUCUGUGCCUUCAAAUGAUAGACACGACAACUCGACACACUCUGACCACUACCACCACGAUCCUAGUCCUCGACCUCCGAGUACCGUAAACCUUUUUCACCGACCGAUCGAACGAUUGUAUUCCACCACCGCGAUCCCACAAUGGCGCACCACGACGGGGCCGACGCCCAUGCCGGCCAUGCCGCCCCCGCUCAACCGCCCAUGAAAUCCGACACAGCAACUCCCAAGCUGAACAGCGAGGUCGAGCUCGGUAGCCUCCCCAGCGAAGCACAUAACGAUAUCAUGCAAAUGGCAAGGGUAGGCGACAUUGCCGGCAUGGAGAAGCUCUUUGCGGCCGGCGAAUACGAUGCCACCUACUCGGAUGACGAGGGCAUCACGCCUCUACAUUGGGCCGCCAUCAACAACCAGUACGCCAUGUGCAAGUUCCUCAUCGACAAGGGCGCCGAGAUCAACAAGAAGGGAGGAGAGAGCGUCGCAACGCCUCUACAAUGGGCCGCCCAACGAUGCCACUACUACACUGUCCACCUGCUGCUCCAACACGGCGCCGAUCCCUUGAUCACCGAUUCUCAGGGGUACAACACACUACACAUCAGCACCUUCAACGGCAACGUCCUGCUGAUCGUCCUCCUCCUCCACCAAGGCAUCCCCGUUGACGUCGAAGAUGCCUACGGCCAUACCGCUCUCAUGUGGUCCGCAUACAAGGGCUUCCCCGCCUGCGUCGAUGUCUUUCUCCGCUGGGGAGCGAGUGUCCACGCCAAGGACGAGCAGGGGUUCACGGCACUACACUGGGCCUUGGUCAAAGGAAGCCCGGGGUGCAUCCAGAAGCUGAUUGAGUACGGCGCCGACCGGUUCGCAAAGACAGCCAACGGCAAGACCCCCGCGAUCACGGCUCAGGAGCUCAACACGGUUGCCGCGUGGCAAAAGGCGCUUGACGAGUGCGGUUACGACGAGCAUGGCAACGCCAUUGUCCCCAGCUGGCCUGGCGCGUCGUAUCUCCUUCAGGAUAGGAGAUCCUUCAUGACCAAGUUUACGUUUCUGUGGCCGUUUGUUAUGGUGUGGGCGACCAUGGUUGUCAUGGCUGGCAUGCCCGUGUUCGUUGGAAUCCCGUUGGGCGUCUUGGCGGGCUAUGCCGUUCAGUGGGUGGCACAGCAGGUCAUCGCUUAUGCCCCGCCAGACAUGAGGCAACUGCAGAAGACGCCUUGGAUGGCUGGCAUCUUUGCUGGGUCGCUAUUCUUGUGCAUCAUGAACUGGCUGCUACACAUCUUUGGCACCACAAUGUUUGGACAGGAUUCGGCAGUCAUCCCCAACUUGCUGUUUGCCAUCUUCAUCUCCAUGACUAUCUGGUUCUACAUCCGGUGUAUGGUUGAUGAUCCUGGGUUCGUGCCCAAGAUGGGAGGUGUCGCUGAGCAAAAGGCCGUCAUCGAUGAGCUUAUCAGCCUGUGGAAGUUUGACGAGUCCAACUUUUGCGUUACCUGCAUGAUCCGCACGCCUUUGAGGAGCAAGCAUUGCCGUAGGUGUCAACGCUGCGUGGCGAAGCAUGAUCAUCACUGCCCUUGGGUGUACAACUGCAUCGGCGUCAACAACCACCGUCAUUUCUUUCUUUACCUCAUCAACCUUACUCUGAGUGUUGUCACCUAUGACUGGUUGACCUACAGAUACCUUUCCACCCUCUCCGAGACCGCCUCCGACGAGUGCAACAUCCUGGCCCCCUCGCUCUGCCGCAUCGUCAACGCCGAUACCUACAGCCUCCUAACUGCCAUCUGGGCCUCGCUUCAACUCACCUGGGUCUCCAUGCUCCUCUUUGUCCAGUUCGUCCAAGUCUCUAGCGCGAUGACCACGUACGAAAACAUGCACGGCAUCGACAAUUACUCGGCCACCUCCCUCAACAGCGCCUUCACCUCCACCGGCGCCCCCCUCAACCCACCCUCUCUCCCCGCCCCCGGUCCAUCCCCUGCUGCAGGCGGCGCUCGUCACGGUGGCCGCCACGCACACGGACACAACCACAAGCAAGGCUUCAUCAAGCAAUGGUCCCGGCUUCUCGGCGUCGACGCCUUUAUUGAAACUGCGGCAGGUCGGGGUGCGACUACGGGCAAGGGAUCCAAGAGAAACAAGCGCGGCAACCCCUAUAGCAGAGGGUGCGUCACGAAUUGUAAGGACUUUUGGUGUGAUCCGAGCCCCAUGUUUGGCAAGCAUGAGAAUGGCGCGGCGGUGUUGGGCGGUGUACCGGUGAACUAUACGGAUAUGUAUGAGAGUCCGGGGGUCAUGACAUCUGGUGGCGGAGGGAGGAGGAGAGGUGGGGGGUAUGAGAGCGUUGCUGGUGAGGAGGUGUAGAUGGGAAGUUGUGUACAAUGAUGCACGGGGGUCUGGAGCUCUUGAGCUAUUUGGGUAAUGACAUAGUCGACUGGUAGACUAAUGAUGAUGAGUAUCUCUAAUUGGAGCGCGGCUUCAAUAUAGGUAGUCUCGUGAUGACCGUAGGAAGUCUCUGGCUACAGCAGCCAGGUCGGUAUCGAGCUGUUUCCGCCUUUCAUUGAUCUCCGAUAUUUGGAGACAACAGGUGUCGUGGUGGAAAUUGGAAAGCCAGGGCCGAUUUUUGGUUGCGGGGCCAUGUGUUUAGUUUUCGCCAAUGAAAUCUUCAAGUGUCAGCC